AUUGGGGCUCAGCUACGGCCACACUAGCCCGUCAUACCGUGGUUCUUCUUCAUUAUUAUAUAAUUAAACCGAUGAGAAUCAAAACAAACCAGAAACCCAGUGUGUGAGUGGUUACAAUGGUACCGCGGCGGUAACCAAUGCGCACUUCUCCACACACCCGAGUUAAAGUUAGGAUAAUAUCACCAUGAAGGAUGAUGGCGCGCCGACUGUCGCCAAAACCACCGACCCUCCGCCCCCAAAUAGGGUUCCAUCUGGGCUUUCGCUAACCCCGCAAACAGCAAAGCCGCGGAAUGGCAGCGUGUUUUCGGAGCGGUUCUUCGGGGCCUUUCAGUGGGAGGAGUUCGCAUGCGGAUGCGGAGCAGCCUUCGUAAACAUCGCGGCCACAUAUCCCAUCUACAAGAUGAUCUUCCGCCAGAUGCUCCACGGAGUGCCCAUAACCUCGGCCUUUGCUCAGCUGCGCCACGAGGGACUGGGCUUCCUCUACCGGGGAAUGCUCCCGCCAUUGGCACAGAAGACCAUCUCGCUGUCCAUCAUGUUUGGGGUGUUCGAUGGAACUAGGAGAUACCUCGUGGAGGACUACCGCCUGAACGACUACGGGGCCAAGGUGAUCGCUGGGGUGGUCGCCGGCAGCGCCGAGUCCAUCCUCCUGCCCUUCGAACGAGUGCAAACCCUGCUGGCCGACUCCAAGUUCCACCAGCACUUCACCAACACACCCAACGCAUUCAGGUAUGUGGUGGCCAACCACGGCUAUCGGGAGCUCUACAGGGGACUUGAACCAGUAUUUUGGCGCAACGGCCUGUCCAACGCGCUCUUCUUUGUGCUCCGCGAGGAGGCCAGCAACAGUCUGCCCAAGAGAAAAUCCGUGUCCACUCGGACGGCCCAGGAGUUCUUCGCAGGCGCCGUGAUCGGGGCGAGCAUCAGCACAAUCUUCUAUCCGCUCAACGUGAUCAAGGUGUCGCUGCAGAGCGACAUGGGCCACAAGUCGGAGGGCAGCUGGCAGGCGUGCAAGCGAAUUUACAUAGAGCGCGACUGCCGGUUAGCGAAUUUCUACCGCGGCUGCGCCUUCAACACGGGCCGCUCCUUCAUCAGCUGGGGCAUCAUGAACACGGCCUACGAGAACCUAAAGAAGCUGAUGCACCAGUAGGCCCGGGUGCCCAAACUAGAGAACUGAGAACUCAGCUGAUUGUACACAAACGGUUACUUCUGCCUCUUAGCUAGCCAAUUCUUCAUUCGGUUUAAGUCUCGUUUAAGUCGCCUGUGUUGAGAUGCUGAAUUAUAGGUGUUAAUGUACAUACACACAUCCUUCGCGGAGACUCCUCCUCCUCCUCAUAUCUGUAUAUCAGUUCAGUUCAAUUCGCCCCGCGGAUGCCAAGUACAAUACAACGUGAGCAUUUAAAGGUACCCAAUCCACGAGAUACGGUUUAGUUAGCUACUAUACGAGUACGUGUAAAUAAUACUAGAUGAUGUACGAUAUAAUACGAGUGUGUUGUUUGUUCGCCGAUGACUUUGUGAUUCAUUGAAGUUACUAAAACUGAUUAAUUUACGCUGUAAAUUCAAUGUUCUUAAACGAAAAUUAAAGUGUAUUUGUAAUUACGA
Molecule: messenger RNA, 1596 nt
Organism: Drosophila ficusphila
Lineage: Eukaryota; Metazoa; Arthropoda; Insecta; Diptera; Drosophilidae
Product: mitochondrial nicotinamide adenine dinucleotide transporter SLC25A51
Exons: 3
Coding region: 185-1144 (319 amino acids)
Source: RefSeq, a predicted model, not a curated record